AUAGUGUAAGUGUUCCGGCGGGACAAAGUAUUGCUUCAGCACUUGCUCCAUUGCGUUAGCACGAACCGAUGCUUUAGCUUUGCGGUGGAAGCACCGCCGACGUUGUCUUCUCCGAGAGAGAUCGAGAGAGAGAGCUUGGAUUUCUCAGAUGGAGGUGUCGAUUCAACUCUCCGGUUGCGGGAUCGAUCCCUUCCGCUGCUUACCGUCGUCGUCGGCGGCCUUUCAGCAUCGGAGGACCUGCCAACAUCGACCGGUUCAUCUCAAAUCUGGGCUUCCCCGUUUCGGAGUCUUCGCCGUGGCUACGAAGCCUUCCUCUUCGUCUUCUACUCCUUCCAGUUCCGUCUCGCUCGGUUCAGUCAGUGGCGUCGCCUCGAAUAGGUUCGGCAACGUAUCGGAGGAGAUCAAAAAGGUGAGGAAGGAAAUGGAGGAGGACGAGCAAUUGGCCACUCUGAUGAGAGGACUCCGAGGUCAAAAUCUCACCGAUGUGCAGUUUGCUGACGAGAACAUCAGGCUUCAAUUAGUUGAGGUACCAGAUGUAACCAAUGGUGAAGCAUUGCCACUUGUGUAUGAUCCCGACAUUAUAUCGUCCUACUGGGGCAAGCGCCCUAGAGCAGUUGCCACACGCAUCGUGCAGCUUCUAUCUGUGGCCGGUGGUUUUCUGUCUCACAUAGCUUCAGAUUUGAUUAACAAGAAAAUCAAAGAGAAUGAGGUCGCUCGAGCUAUUGAAUUAAGAGAAAUAGUGACAUCUUUGGGCCCAGCUUAUAUAAAACUUGGGCAAGCUUUGAGUAUUCGACCAGAUAUAUUAUCUCCUGCUGCGAUGACUGAACUGCAAAAGCUAUGUGAUAAGGUUCCUUCAUUUCCUGAUGAUGUAGCAAUGGCACUAAUCGAAGAAGAACUUGGCCAGCCUUGGUAUAACAUCUACUCUGAACUGACUUCAUCUCCAAUUGCUGCUGCAUCAUUGGGGCAAGUAUACAAGGGCCGCUUGAAAGAAACUGGCGAUUUGGUGGCUGUCAAAGUACAAAGGCCUUUUGUUUUGGAAACUGUUACUGUAGAUCUCUUCAUUAUACGCAAAUUGGGAUUGUUUUUGCGAAGAUUUCCUCAGGUUUCUCUUGAUGUUGUUGGUUUGGUUGAUGAAUGGGCCGCUCGCUUCUUUGAAGAGCUUGAUUAUGUGAAUGAGGGAGAAAAUGGCACUCGCUUUGCUGAAAUGAUGAAAGAAGAUCUUCCUCAGGUGGUCAUACCAAAGACUCACCAUAAAUACACGUCGAGGAAGGUACUUACUACCCAAUGGAUAGAAGGAGAAAAACUAUCUCAAAGUACUGAGACUGAUGUUGGAGAACUGGUUAGUGUUGGAGUUAUUUGCUACCUAAAGCAGUUGCUUGAUACUGGCUUCUUUCAUGCUGAUCCUCAUCCUGGGAAUAUGAUUCGUACAUCAGAUGGGAAGUUGGCUAUACUUGACUUUGGCCUUGUGACAAGGUUGACUGAUGACCAGAAGUAUGGUAUAAUUGAAGCAAUAGCACAUCUGAUUCAUCGUGACUAUGAUGAAAUCGUCAAAGACUUCGUAAAGCUUGAUUUCAUUCCUGAGGGGGUCAAUUUGGAGCCAAUCUUGCCAGUGCUUGCCAAAGUUUUUGAUCAGGCCCUUGAAGGAGGGGGUGCAAAAAACUUUAACUUUCAGGAAUUUGCAUCAGAUUUGGCUCAAAUUACUUUUGAUUACCCUUUCAGAAUACCGCCAUAUUUUGCUCUAAUUAUUAGAGCAAUUGGAGUACUAGAAGGGAUUGCCCUGGUUGGAAAUCCUGAUUUUGCAAUUGUAGAUGAAGCAUAUCCAUAUCUAGCUCAGAGACUUUUAACAGAUGAGUCGCCAAGGUUAAAGAAGGCACUGCGAUAUAUGAUAUAUGGUAAACGUGGAGUCUUCAAUGCAGAGAGAUUCAUCGAUGUCAUGCAAGCCUUUGAGAAUUUCAUCAGCGCUGCAAAAAGUGGUGGUGGUGAGAACCUAAAUGGAAAUAUGGCAGGUCUUGGUUCUUUGCAGGAUCAAUCAGGUUUCCUUGUACCAAUAUUUCCAUCGGCUGUGUCUCAACCAGCACAGCCUGUCAAAACAAGGGCUUCUCUUAUAUUUUUGCUAUCCGAUAAAGGCAAUUUCUUCAGAGAGUUCAUUCUAGAUGAGGUUGUUAAAGCAAUUGAUGCAGUCUCCCGAGAGCAGUUGGUCCAGAUCGCUGCAACUCUAGGAAUUGGGAAUUCAGUCCCAAUCUUUAGUAUGAUUGCUAGAAGGCCUGUGGCGUUGCUGCCUACGAUCACAGAGGAGGACAGAGCCAUACUAGACAAUGUCGAAAAAGUCGGCAAGUUUUUGACAUCAGGAACUUCAAGGACAAAUCAGGAUCUUGAUAUUUCUUAUAUCCGAGAGCUUCUUCCUUUGCUACCAGGCAUUUCAGCUAAGAUUCUACCCGAAGUGCUCAACAGGUUAACCUCUCGUGUGUUAGCAAGAUUAAUUCAGGAAACAUUUUUGUAGUUUUAACAAUGGAUAGAAUAUCUCUCCAUAGAAUUUAUAAGUUAAAUAUUUGAUCAUUCGUUAUAUAUAUAUAAAAGAUAUUUUUUUCGCA
Zingiber officinale is the source of this 2591-nucleotide messenger RNA. RefSeq lists its product as uncharacterized. Gene Ontology annotation, biological process: protein phosphorylation. Gene Ontology annotation, molecular function: protein kinase activity; ATP binding. The record is from RefSeq and is a predicted model, not a curated record. The coding region runs from base 149 to 2500 and encodes 783 amino acids. The transcript is spliced from 13 exons. NCBI's taxonomy places the organism in Eukaryota, Viridiplantae, Streptophyta, Magnoliopsida, Zingiberales, Zingiberaceae. Gene Ontology annotation, cellular component: chloroplast.